GCGUUUAGUUGUAUACGUGACUUCGGAACGUAACGUAUUGGCACAGUGUUUUAAUAAGUGUGAAAAUAAAAUUCAGCUAUAAUUCUUUUUUUCCUUUUUUUUUUUGUUUUCCCAACGGGUUUUGUGAAUUUUAUUUAAAUUCAAUAUAACUAAGUGUUUUUAAAAGUGAAAUUAUCAUUUCAAGAGGUUAGAAAAUGCUCCUAAAUAGCGGCGCGCCGCACAAUUGUUUCGUCGUCUACUUGAACGAUGUGGAUAUUUCAUUUGAAAAAAGCAACGUGGUGUCAAUGAAGUAGAAAAUAUUAAGUAAACGUUGAUGUUUACAUUUUCUGUUAAAAGUCUAACAAAAAUGACACUUUAGAGAAAAGGGGAACAUUUCUCUUUUUUUGGUACCGAACACCUGCCAAAAAAAAAAAACAAAACAGAAAAGACAUGGCGGGUUUCCGAGAUGAGGACAAGGCUCUUUUUCCAUUACAGAGUAUUUCCUCGAUUGUACAAAUUUUUCAAAAUCAAUUGGAAAAUAGCACGGAGCCUGAUCUUGCAUUGCUUUCUAUUCUUGUUGGCGCUGUUGAAAAUUCAUUAACCUGCAAUCGUACAUUUACAUCGCAAGAUUCAAUUGUUUAUGAUGAGCCAAAAUUACCAACAGUUGAAUAUCAUAUUGCCGAAGCAUUAUAUAGAAAAUUUCAAACGGUAAUAAAAGGUGCUGUUGAUUUAACGGUUUAUGAUACAAAAUAUGCAACAAGAGAAUUAGUUAAAAAAGUAUCGGAUGUCAUAUGGAAUUCAUUGACAAGAAGCUAUUAUAAAGAUAGAGCACAUUUACAAAGUCUUUAUAGUUAUUUAACGGCAAAUAAACUCGAUUGUUUUGGUGUUGCAUUUGCUGUUGUUGCUGGAUGUCAAGUAUUGGGAUUUAAGGAUGUUCAUUUGGCAAUGUCAGAGGAUCAUGCAUGGGUUGUUUAUGGAGAAGAUGGUUCUGAAACAGCUGAAGUUACAUGGCACGGAAAGGGAAACGAGGACAAACGUGGACAGCCAGUUGAAGCAGGUGUGGCGUCACGAUCAUGGUUAUAUGUUAAUGGACAAGCUGUAAUAUGUAAUCGAGCAAUGGAAGUUGCUACAAUUGUUUCGGCUAUUAAUCCAAGUCUCAGUGCAACAGCAGACGCUGCGGAAGUUGCAUUAUUACAACAGGAAUUAUUGUGGUUACUUUAUGAUUUGGGUCAUUUGGCAAAAUAUCCAAUGGCUCUUGGAAAUUUAGGUGAUCUUGAAGAAGCUGCACCAACACCCGGAAGACCACCUGCAAUUAAUCUCUUUCAGGAAGCCAUUCGUUCGUCAAGAAAAUAUUAUGGUAACGCACAUGUUUAUCCCUAUACUUAUCAAGGUGGUUAUCUUUAUCGUCAUGGAUUACAUUCCGAAGCACUUUCUUCAUGGGCUGAUGCUGCUGAUGUUUUAAGAAAAUACGAUUAUUCAAGAGACGAUGGUGAAAUUUACAAGGAACUUCUUGAAAUUGCAAAUGAAUUGAUACCACAUGCAGUUAGGGCUGAUGAACGUUUACUUCGACAACCGCGUUGUUUUGCACAUCUUUUACGUUUUUACGAUGGUAUUUGCCAAUGGGAGGAAGGAGCAAAUACACCAGUAUUACAUAUUGGUUGGGCACGUCCAUUAGUUAAUACAAUAUCAAAAUUUGAUGCGAAUAUACGCGCUCAAGUUGUUAUUGAAUGCUAUGAAACAGAAACAAUAAAACUCAAUGACGAUGAGAAUUUACAAAAAAAAGAAACAAAUCCCGAUGAAAUGCUUAAUAAUAAUAAUAAUAAUUAUUAUAAAACAAAAGAAAAGGGAAAUAAUACAGCAAGGGAUUUAAUUAAAAGUUUAGAAUCUAAAGUACCAGUAACGACGGCAUCAACACAUCCAAGUAUUCAAGCAUUAACGGCAGCGUGCAGUGAGAAAAUUCUCAAUAGAGAUUAUCUUCUUCAAGGCGAUGGUGAACCAUUUGUGGCACCACCUGAAUUAACAAUUAAUUCAACGCCUUCAACAUCUCAGGAACCAGUUGUUGCUGUUGCUACUGCUACUGUUACUGCUACUGCUGUUACUGCUGCUGCUACUACCGUUGUUGUCAACGAAGAGAUUGUCGAUGAUUCUGAGAAUGAGAAGCCAAAGAUAACUCUCUACAGUCAAAAAAUGAAGGGAUUGAAAGAUUUACUACUUGCCGAGAAGCUUAAUACACAUGCAAUUUCACUUCAAUUAACGGCACAGAGCCAAGUGCAAAUAGGUAAAAAAACAAGAAGCGGCGAUGAAAUUGGUAUUAAUCAACGACCGAAGAGAACACGUCGCGAUUAAUAUAAUAUCGCUUAAAUCGUGUUUAGAAAAAAAGAAAAAUUCAAUUGAUUUUCUCGAUUUUAAUUUUUCCGAUUUAAUGAAAAGCGAUGAGAGUAUACGAUUCCCACUUUUUUUUUUUUUUUUUUUUU
Messenger RNA from Leptopilina boulardi, 2453 nucleotides. It is a transcript of the gene Mnn1, whose product is annotated as menin. Gene Ontology annotation, biological process: negative regulation of cell population proliferation; negative regulation of cell cycle; regulation of transcription by RNA polymerase II. The transcript is spliced from 4 exons. Gene Ontology annotation, cellular component: nucleus; chromatin; histone methyltransferase complex. Gene Ontology annotation, molecular function: transcription cis-regulatory region binding; Y-form DNA binding; chromatin binding. Lineage: Eukaryota; Metazoa; Arthropoda; Insecta; Hymenoptera; Figitidae. Bases 430 to 2325 code for a protein of 631 amino acids. The record is from RefSeq and is a predicted model, not a curated record.